Portunus trituberculatus (swimming crab) is the source of this 5154-nucleotide messenger RNA. It is a transcript of the gene Dis3, whose product is annotated as exosome complex exonuclease RRP44-like. The record is from RefSeq and is a predicted model, not a curated record. The transcript has 19 exons. Lineage: Eukaryota; Metazoa; Arthropoda; Malacostraca; Decapoda; Portunidae. Gene Ontology annotation, molecular function: RNA binding; endonuclease activity; 3'-5'-RNA exonuclease activity. Gene Ontology annotation, biological process: rRNA catabolic process. Gene Ontology annotation, cellular component: cytoplasmic exosome (RNase complex); nuclear exosome (RNase complex). The coding region runs from base 92 to 3034 and encodes 980 amino acids.
AGGAGUGCUUUUUGAUGUCUUAAAAUCUAGUCUGUAUUCAUCUUUCUCCGGCAAUCUACAACCAAAACAAACACGUGCCGCGCUGCUCGCCAUGGGCCUGGUAGAAAGGAAGCUCAAGGUGUUCUACCGCAAAACCAAGAAGGGGAACAUCAUCAAGGUUGUCCGUGAGCACUACCUGCGAAAUGAUGUGUGGUGCGGGUAUGAAGGGUGCAGAGAGUGUGAGUGUGAGAAGCCCAUAUUGGAUAUGCCAGACAUCAGUGACAGCACUCUGGUCCCUGAGCCUCACUUCAUCAUGAUUGACACCAAUGUGGCACUGCAUCAGAUUGAUGUGCUUUGUGAUGACUCCAUAACAAAUGUAAUCGUUCCUCAAACUGUGGUCGGAGAAGUGAGGCAUCGAUCGCUCCCCAUUUACAAGAGACUCAGAGACCUCAUUGAGACAUCAUCCAAGAAGUUUUAUGUCUUUACUAAUGAACAUCACAACGAGUGUUAUGUUGAGAGGGAGGCAGAGGAGUCCGCCAAUGACCGCAAUGAUCGAGCCAUCAGAGUUGCCUGCUGGUGGUACAAGCAACACCUCCGUCUUUGCAACCAGAAGAUUAUCCUCCUGACCAAUGAUUAUGCCAACCGGGACAAGGUGCGGGUAAUGGAGCUGGAGGCAUAUACAACAAAGGAAUACGUCUCCAGCUUGAAGAACCGACCUGGUCUGCUGGACAUUGUGGCCAGUGGGGAGGAGGACAAGGGGGAGGACACCAUCACCCAGCGCUGCCUCUAUGCCCCACACUGGUCCAUGGACAAAAUACGCCAGUCUCUGAAGACUGGCAAAUUGCGCCAGGGUUGUUUGAAGACCUCACGGAACAACUUCCUUGAGGCAAACGUUUUGGUGGAGGGCCUAGACAAAUCUGUGCUGAUCCAGGGCCGCCUUAACAUCAAUCGUGCUCUCAAUGAUGACACUGUGGCAGUGGAACUGCUGCCAGAGGACCAGUGGUGUCGGCCAGCCAACGUCAUCAUUGACCAGGAGAAACAGGAGGAGGAAAAUAAAGAUAAGGAGGAGGCUGAUGAGGAUGCCAUCAAGAAAGAGGAUGACCUGCUUGCUGCUGGCCAGGGGGAGGGGGAGUUGCAGCCAACAGGCCGAGUGGUGGGCAUCAUCCGGCGGAAGUGGCGGCAGUACUGUGGCAUCAUCAAGAAGAAUGAGAUUACUGAGUCUCUGCGGCAUUUGUUUAUCCCUGCCGACAAAAAGAUUCCCUUCAUCCGCAUUGAGACAAGGCAACCAGACCUCUUAUAUGACAAGCGGAUCAUUGUAGCCAUCGAUUCUUGGCCUAGAGACUCCAGGAACCCCAAGGGUCACUUUGUUCGAAUCAUUGGGCCAGUGGGAGACAAAGAUGCAGAGAAUGAGGUCAUCUUGCUGGAGCAUGACUGUCCCCACACCAAGUUCUCUGAGGCGGUGCUGAACUGCCUCCCCAAGCUGCCCUGGAUCAUCACUGAGAAGGAUGAAGCUGAGCGCAAUGAUCUGCGGCACCUUGACAUCUGUUCCGUUGAUCCCAUCGGCUGCACAGACAUUGACGACGCACUUCAUUGCAGGAAGCUUGAAAAUGGGAACUUUGAGGUGGGUGUGCACAUUGCCGACGUGUCUCACUUCAUCCGGCCCAACACAGCUCUGGACAAGGAGGCACAGAACCGCAGCACCACAGUGUACCUUACCACUCGUCGCAUUGACAUGGUGCCUGACCUCCUCAGCAGUAAUCUAUGCUCUCUCCGUGGGAAUGUGGACAGAUUUGCCUUCUCCGUCAUCUGGGAAAUAUCUCCAAAUGCUGAGGUUUUGUCCUUCAAGUUCUGCAAGUCCAUCAUCAAGUCUCGAGGAGAACUGAGCUAUGAACAAGCACAGCAACGAAUUGAUGAUCCAAACAUGCAGGAUGACCUGACAAACUCACUUAGAAACCUAAAUAUGCUGGCCAAGCAACUGAAAAAGAAGAGAAUAGAUGCUGGGGCCCUUGUGCUAGCCAGCAUGGAAGUGAAGUUCCAUGUUGAUCCUGACACAGACACAGUAGUGGACAUUGUAGCUAAGCAGCACCUGGAGACCAUGAGCAUGGUGGAGGAGUUUAUGUUGCUGGCCAAUGUCACUUCAGCAGAAUGCACUCUCAAGCACUUCCCAGACUGUGCCUUGCUGCGUCGUCACCCUGCUCCUCCACACUCCAACUUUGAGUCUCUCCUGGUGGCUGCCAAAAGUCAGAACAUUGAGUUGGAUGUCAGCAGCAACAAAACCUUGGCCGAGAGUCUGAACAAUGUGACACGGGACAACAAUCCUUUCUUCAACAGCAUGCUGCGCAUCAUGACCACACGCUGCAUGAUGCAAGCACUCUACUUCUGCUCUGGCACACUUGAACCUACCGAGUACAACCAUUACGGCUUAGCCACACCCACAUACACUCACUUCACCUCACCCAUCAGAAGGUAUGCAGACAUCAUCGUGCACAGACUCUUGGCUGUGAUCAUUGAAGCUGAUCGAACAUACCCAGAUCUACUCAACCCAAAAAAACUGGCAGACCUUAGCCAACACAUUAACUACCGACACAAGAUGGCCCAGUAUGCUGGCAGAGGUUCGGCAGUCAUCACAGCAAUUGCAUCACUACGAGGGAAAACUUCUGAAUUUGAUGCUUACGUGUUGAUGCUCCACAAAAAUGCACUUCAAGUCUUAGUCCCGACUAUUGGACAGCAGCUGACCCUUUACUUGGAUAAGAGAGAAAAGAAGAAAGAAGAAAAGAAAAAUCCCACUAAAGGGGCAGAGCCGAUGGAGGUGGACAAGAUACAUGCACCAGAGUUUGAGUUCAAUGAAAAGGAAUUGUUUGUUAAGUGUGGUUCUGUCAUCAUCCGUCCAUUUGACCAUCUCAAGAUCCAGGUGACUGUUGACACAUCAGAUGUGCAGCACCAGCGUGUGGUGUCCAAACUAAUUGAGCCAAUCAUCCCUGGCUUUUCUGUUCCUUCUUUGAAAAGAGAAAGCAGUGAACCCAAGGAGACUACUUCCAAGAAAAGGAAAAAAUAGUCUUUAAGAUUAGAAUUAGAUGUUUGGCAAGUACAAAUCCUAUACUUGAAUGUUCUGUCAAAAGUGAGAGCUUGGAGGCUGGUACAAUGCUCACUAAGAAUGCAGAGAAGGAAGUUAAUGUUUUAUACUAGUGUUGCAUUAUUUCAAGAGAAUCAUCUUCAUUUUGAGCUUAUUCUCAAGAUGAGUGAUGGAUUGAUUAGGUUGCUCUUCUCAAAACAUUUUAGUACCAUUACAUUUUUUUUUCAUCCAGAGAAUGUAUUUUUGACUGCAUUAUUCAGUAUGAACAUAAGACAAACUUACUUUCUUCUUUGUGUAUCUGUACAGAAAAUUGCUGGUUACAUGCUCAUCUCUCUCAUCAGUCUAAAAGAUGCAAGUCUUUUGAUCUACAUUAAUUUUAUAUAAAAAGAAACGAGUUCAAAAAUCCCCACCUCAAACAGAAUCCAUACCUUGUAAUGAGCUGAACAUUUUGACCUCUACGUAGCCUGGUCAGUAAAUAGAUGAAGAGAUAGAAAGUUGUUAUAAUAUUGUCAAGGCAAAUCAAAGUGGUCUUUGUUGAGGGGACACUUUUAUAUGGGGAAUAUAUUUCUGACAGCUCUUAACUAUGAUGCUCAUAAUAAGAAAUGCAAUAACUGAAUGACUUGACACAGAAGUACUAUAUCAAACACAGCCUCUAAUACAAUAACUUAAAAUAUUUACACCCACAGGUUAUAUCACACAUAAAUAUAGAUGUCUUAGUAAAUUAUAUUUACACUCAGGAGUGAUAUCGCACAAAAUGUUUGGCUUAUUGGAACCCUUAGUUGAUGCUCCACACAAGGAAGCUGUAGUGUGCCAGUAUUUUCUAGUGCACUUAGUCAUACUUACUGUUACGAGAGAUGUAUAAGGUAGCAACAUUCUGCAACUCUCUCUCUUUCUGAUACACUCUUGUUAUAAGAUGUUGGUACAUUUGAAAAGUGAUUCUUUAACAAAACAUAUAGUCUGAAUGACUUGGCAGGAAUCAUUGAGAGUUUAGUUGUUAUUUUAGUCACUAAAGGAGAGGAGGUGAUUUUAUUCUCUCUCUCUCUUACUGAGGACAGGCACAUUCCUCAUGUAAUAAGAGAAAUUGAGCUGGAAUGAGAGAGAGUGUACAGUUGCCAGAAACAAAGUCCCUUUGGACACAAAGUGCAUGCAAAAUAGUAGUCAUGCAAUGCCAUUAAAAUUUUACAAGUUAGGCAAUUUGUUCUCCAAUAGUACCUGGCAACUCAGGAAGAGCAGAUGCUACUCCUGUGAUGUAAGAAGCCUUUUAUGUUCAUCCAACAACAUCCAUAUUGCUUGCAUAUUUCAGAAAAGGUGACUUAUUCCUUUAGGGUUAGAAUAUGACCUUUUUCUGCAUCUGUGAAUGAUUUAGGAUCCAUCCUGGAUGUAAGGAUGAGGUUUGUAGGCUUGUAAUAACUAGGUAAGGAAAACAAGGCAGUGUAAAACUGGAGGUCAACAAGCAUCUACCUUCAUCCAUUACCAAGUAAGCAUAAGGGUGUGGGCAACACAGGAGUCCUGUCUAUGCUACCUGAGUUGCCAGGUACUACCAGAUAACAAAUUACCUGAGUUCAGCAAAACUUUCACAGCAUUGUGUGAUUACUGUUUUGGAUGCACUUUGCACCCAAGGGGUCCAACUCAUUUAUGAGGACUGUAAUUUAAUUAUCCAGAGACCACUGCUUAUGACACUGAUCAUUGAAACUCACCACCUUUGUUUCUGCCUUUCAGGACACAUUUACAUGAGACACAAGAGCACAGACACAAAUAUGUUCAUGCCAGGUUUCCUUGCAGCAGACCUAAUUUGAACAUUUGCAUCUAUAAAAUAUUUCCCUUCUUUGUAUAACAGUGUAUAGUAGUCAAUACUGUUUCUUAUGGUAAACCAAAUACUACCUUAAUACUUCUUGAAGCACCAGCAUGGGGGGAGACAUUGCCUUGGCCUUGACAUGGUAUGGAGGGACCAGAACACUGAAGAAAUACAUGUGUACUUGUGGCUGAUUGUCCAUCAUAAUUUGUUUUAACUUGUUUAGUAGUGACUGACUGACUAUCUCAUGAUUCACAAAUUGUGAACUGUAAUGCUGCUGGCAAAAUUAAAAUUUGUUAUUCCUUUUUAA